Messenger RNA from Metopolophium dirhodum (rose-grain aphid), 1795 nucleotides. RefSeq lists its product as uncharacterized. The record is from RefSeq and is a predicted model, not a curated record. NCBI's taxonomy places the organism in Eukaryota, Metazoa, Arthropoda, Insecta, Hemiptera, Aphididae. Bases 36 to 1730 code for a protein of 564 amino acids. The transcript has 2 exons.
UACAAUUAGACAGUAAAUUAAUUGAAAGUGUCAUCAUGAAGUUUUUAUUGUGUUUUUAUUUAGUUUGUGCCGUGGCAAUAGCCAAACCAAUGGAUGAAGCCAAAAAAUCAGAACAACUAUCUGCGUCGCUUAGCACCAAAAACGAGACUGUAAUAUCGAACCUGCACAGAGUAGAGCGUAAUGAUAAAAUAUCUCCAAUAGUUCAGGUUUCUUCCGAACUAAACGACAAUAAUAAAUCAAAAACUGACGAAACACAAUCUGCAGAUGAUAAACAAAGACUUUCAUAUGAUUCUACUAUCAACCAGGCUAAUCCAUCUGCAUACUCGUCUCAAUUAACUAGCAUCCAUAACACCGACUCAAGUUAUCCAGAAAGCUCGGAUAAUGAGCAGUACAGAUCAGUUGGUUCUGCGUAUCCUUCAGAAAGAUCCUUUGGUCCAUUAGAAUCCCCGGGAUUAGUAUCUUCUUCAUAUCCAUUAAUGUCAUACGGGUUAAGACCUGGAUCAUAUGGAUAUUCAGGGUCAAAUGGAUUAUCAGGAUCAUAUGGAUAUUCAGGGUCAAAUGGAUUAUCGGGAUCAUAUUAUGGAUUGUCUGGAUCAUAUGGGCCAUCAGAACCAUGUGGUUCAAACUCAGUUAUUCCAACAUCUCAUUUCAAUUCUAUCCCUUGUCAAGGUGGCAUUGCCCAACAAAUAAUUCAUAAGCCCGUUGUUACAGAAUUACAAGAAGUUAUUCACAAACCAAUAAUUACUGAAGUACAAGAAAUUGUGAACAAACCCGUUUUCUCAGAAGUCCAACAAGUCAUACAUAAACCACUUUUCACUGAACAUAUUGGUCUCGGUCCAUCUUACCAUGGAUAUCAAAAACAUAUUGUUAACCAACCUAUCUAUCAUACGCCCACUAAACAUUUUGUUCGUCAACCAAUGUCUCAUGCAGCAACCAUUCACUUAGCUGAUGAAUAUGAACAGCAUGUUAGUAAUGGUCACAGCAAUUGUGAACCAGAGACAAGUUCUUCUUACGGUUUUACGGGAUCGUCGUUUCCUAUUACAUAUGGGCCAGGAAUCAACGUUGCACAACCAAGUGGACAGUACAAAUCAGUAGGGCUUAGUGAUGCGCCUUACGAACCGGUAUAUUCAUCAGGCAUAUCUACAUCAGAUUCACCGAGUUACUCUUCAUUACGUGCUUCAACUCCAUACGGUUACCCUUCAAUGUCUUCCGCUCCAGGUUCUUACAAAAACGCCGCUCACGGAUCAAUUGGCUACUCUACUCCAACUUCUUCAUUUGGCUAUUCUUCAUUGCCGUCAUAUAAUGAAUUAGGAUCAAUAAGUCGUGGAAUACCUUAUGGACAACAGAUUGCCACUUUCAAUACUGGUAAUAACGGACCUUACAGAAGUAUUAAAGAAAGUUCACAACCUAAGGCUGCAGAACAGAUUAUGUACGACAAGUUCAUGCCAUAUACACAACAAUUAAAUGGCAACCAACAAUAUUAUGAUAACCCACAGUUUCAACAAAAAUUCUCAGGAUUCCAACAACAAAGGGGAAGGAGCAACGAAGACCCAAAACAAAUUAAAAUGGACGUGGACGCUAUUGCUAAGCAAAUUGAGAAGAACCCUGAAAUGAGGAAACAAUUGAUAAAAAUAAUAACAGAGAGCAUUUACGUUGGUGACCAAAUGACACAAUCCAAUAAGAAGCAACAAGAUACCGGUACAAAAACGCAAUCAUUGCCACUAAUAUAAUUUGAUACAACUGAUGUUUAUAAUUAAGGAAAACAAUUAUUUUGGUUAUUUAUAAAAAAAAUAAU